Messenger RNA from Anoplopoma fimbria (sablefish), 2418 nucleotides. RefSeq names its product sodium channel and clathrin linker 1 (gene sclt1). The coding region runs from base 232 to 2286 and encodes 684 amino acids. NCBI's taxonomy places the organism in Eukaryota, Metazoa, Chordata, Actinopteri, Perciformes, Anoplopomatidae. The transcript has 22 exons. Gene Ontology annotation, cellular component: centriole. The record is from RefSeq and is a predicted model, not a curated record. Gene Ontology annotation, biological process: clustering of voltage-gated sodium channels; cilium assembly.
AUUUGUUUGCUUUAAAACGGACGGCGCAACCGAACACUAAUAUAAACAAUUAAUUUUUUUUUUAGAUCUUGUACUAUAACCCUUAGUGACACCUGUCUACGGUAUAGUUUUGUUUUGAAGUGAUCCAUUUGUUGAACAGACCAUAAGGUUAGCUGAGAUUGAUUAGCAGCUAACGCUAGCUGCACCAGAACCUCUGCACACUGUUGUGAUUGCAUCUAGACAGCCUUCACCAUGGAAGCAGAGGUUGGAUUUCUACGUGAUCAAGUCCACAGACUAAAUUCUGCCCUCAGCCAAUAUCAGUAUGGACAGCACACUCAGUCCACACCAUCUCAGGCUGAUGAGGCAAGACGGUCAGAGUCUCCUUCACCCUGGAUCUCAGAUAGAAGUAUAAUGGCUCCUCUGAUAGCAGAGUAUGAUCGGCACAUGGAAGAAAUGACCGAACAGCUGCAGAGAUACCAGGGGCAGAUGUCAGACGUCAAAGUGAAGUUGGAGAGGGUCGUCAAGGAAAACGAAAGGCUACAUGCAGAGCUCAGGGAGUCUGUUGAGAAGCAGCUUCACGCCCUGCCGGUGGCUUCAGGAGUGGAGGGCAGCACGCUGGAGGAGGAAGCAGUCACCAGAAACCUCCAAGAGCAGGUCCAGCUGUGUGAACAGGAGCGGUUACAGGCCAUGGAGCUGUGGCAGACAACCGCCCAGGAGCUGGACCUCCUCCAGCAGACCUACCAGAAGACCAUCUCUGACGGACAGAUCCACGAUACUCAGAGGCAGCAGCUCAAGGAUCAGCUUGUUCAGUUCCAGCAGCACACACACAAACUUCAAGUGGCCAAUCAGAAACUGGAAUCAACUAACCAGCAGCUCCUGAAGACGGUGACGGAGCAGAGCACGGAGAUGGAGGAUCUACACAGCCAGCUCAGGCAGGCCAAGGCUGAGCUGAGGACUGCCACAGCCAGAGUGGAUGAGAUGACCAAAUUGCUGCAAAAUGUCCAGGACCAGAUGCAGAGACGGGAGGAAGAUGUGGCAGAGGCUCAGGGCCGAGAGGAUGCAUCAGACAGACGACUCCAACAGCUUCAGGCGGCCUUGAGCCAGCUAGAGGCCAGACUAAAAGCUGCAUCUCACGAGGCUGAGGCAGUUCGCAGAGAUCAAACUGUGUGGGAGAGAAAGGUCGGGGAACUCCAGGCACAUUGUACCACCCUAGAAGAGGAGAAGUAUGAAGCCCUGGCCAAAGUCAGAGAGAGUGUUCAGGUGGCUGAGGAGGCUGCAUUGCAGAAGGACCAGGCCCUGUUAAGAGAGAAACAGAAGACAGAGGAGCUUGGGAAAACAAAGGAGGCCAUCAAACAGUUAAUCCAGGAUGCUGCAGUCCGCACCAGAAAAGAGGUGGAUAAUGUGCGAAAGCAGUGCAACGUUCAAAUCCACCGUAUGGCCGAGGAGCUGUCUGCAUUGCAGCUGGAGUGUGCAGAUAAAGAGUCUCAGAUUGCAAAGUCCCUGCGAGAGAGAAAAGCUGUAGAGGAGGAGCUCGAGAAGGUUUAUAAGGAGGGCAGGGCCGAGCCAGAGUACAGGAAGAUGGACGCCCUUCACCAGAGGUGUCUAGAUGCAGAGAGGAUGAAGGAAGACGUGAGCCUCACUCUGCACAGCACACAGAACAAACUAAAAAAGAUUGAGAUGGACUACACUGAGGAGCUGUUAAGGUGCCAGGAGGAAGUGCGGCGGUUACAGGGCUCUCUGGCUGCAGCCCGGGACGACUGUGUCGGUGUAAGCGAGGAGCGGCUCCAGCUGCAACAGGAGAACUUGCAGGUCCGCAAGGAAAUGGAUGAGCUGCGCAAAGCCACCUCGCUAGUCCAAAAGAAGGCCAAACAACAGCUCUCACAGAUGGAGCAGGAGUACAACCUGAAGGAGCAGGGACUUGAUGCACGCGUGCAGGAGCUGGAGGAAAUCAGCCAAAGCUCCAGAGCUGAUCUGACGCGCCUCCUUACAGCACAGCAAAAAAGCACCCAGCGCUGGAAAGAAGAGGCCAAGAACCUUGUACAGGUCUUCGAGACGAAAAUCACUGGCCUCAAAGCAGAGCUGAAUCGACAGAAGCAGCGUUCACAAGAGUUGGAGAUGCAGCUUGAAACUUGCCAUAACACUGUUGCUGAGUGUGAGAGGCAGCUAGUAGAGUAUCAAGAGAAGACGAGUCGUCUUCAGAGACGACUGACACAAUCUGAACAAAAGGCAACUACUGCUACACAACAGCUAAGUAUGUUAACGUCACAGCGAAGGAAAACAGCCAUGGUUGACCCUGAGACUUUUUAACAGCGACUGUCAAAGAAAAAUGUAGCCAUGUGUGUUGAGAGCUGUUUUUGUUAUUUUGUAUAUGAUAUAAACAUUUUGUUAUCAACAAUGGUGUUGUCUGUGAUCUGGUUAUUAGAUGGUAACAUGUUCUAA